AGUUUGUGAUUAAAGUUAUUGGAAAUAGAAAUGACCUAUUUUAGUGAAAUUUGUAGAAUUUGUUUAUGCGAUAAUCUACGCAUGUAUGUACUAAAGAAGACUGGUCUCGAAAAUUUGUACAAAACAUUGACGAAUAGUUUUGUGGAUGUGGAUGAGGAGGUCAUAAUUGUCUGUUUCAUCUGUCAUGCAAGACUCAUUCGUUGCAGAACAUUACAACAACAGGCUAUUGAGUCAAAUGCAGUUCUGGAGCAGUUGCUUGCAGGAGGGUCUAUGGUAUUAUAUGUAUGGUGGUAUUAUCCGUUCCAUCCAUUAAAACCUAUAAAAGUCCCUCAUAGAUUGCUUUUUGCGAGGGAUUUUGCCAAAUUUGCCACACUUGGUAGGUUGGCAACCGCAGUUUAUAUUAGUCUGAGUUGUUGUCAGGAAGAUGCUGCCGCCCAACUCCUGUUUCUGUUUCCCUCUGUCGCCAGUAGGGCAGUGGAUAUUCUUACACCGCCACUACACGGUCCACGGUAUUAUACCUGUUAUUAAUUAAAUUUCACUGCCUGGUGGUUCAUUCCUAUUAUAAUGAAAUAUUUGCCUUAAUCAUCACUUGGCGUUUCCAUAUGGGAGAAUGUUUUUUCUACUGCAAAGUUAAGUUUAUCCUUCAAUCCAACUUAUUCGUUAGAGCAAUGUUCUAUAUUUUACGAAUUACAGUGAUGAUUUCUUAUAUUUAUGCGAACACUACAGAUUGAAUAAAACUAUUUUUACGGAUUUUAUCGCGCUUAAUUAACUUAUUUUCUAUUCCCGACGUUUUGGUUGCUUUCCAGCAACCGUGGUCACGGGGGACUGAGGUAAUUGACGUCCCGAUGUCAGAGUUAAACCGGAGUACCUUCAGCUUUUUUAAUUAAUAAUUUUGGUCCAAUCUACGCAGAAUAUACUAACUGUGUCUUGAAGUCUUGCAGUGGUAUGCAAGUCAAUCUAUUUAUUUAAAAUAUAAAAGGUUUUAGUACUGAUGUGGUCACUAUAAGACGUUGUUAAGUUAGCUAAUUACGUAAUAACUUAAGAUAGAAGGACCCUUAAGUAGGGACUGAAUAAAUUAACUGACUUGGUAUUACAUGGAUCUCACAACUUUUUACGGUAGCAGAACUGAGUUGCAAGACUUGGUUUUUUCUACAAGUUAUAUUUUUGAUGGUAUGUAAUACUACUCAGUAAACAAAGAUAGAUCAUUGUCAAUUUACUGCAUUUGUGAAUCUGAUUGGAUAUAUUGUUGAGACUCGAUACUCGGGAUGGAUGAACUAUAUAUAUAUUCUUAUGUAAGUUUAUUUGGAACCCUCACUUUGUCCGGUUUUUAUUAUUAUUUGGAGUUGUCAGGUUGAUGCUGCUGCCCUGUCCCUUUUUAUGAAAUCUGCGGGAUGGUAUGGUAGAAUGGAUUCUCCUACGGCACCACUACACUGGCUUUAUCUCUUAUUAACAAAAGAAUUUGGUUUCAGUCAAUACCAAAUCAUCAUGAGGCUAGAGAUAAGAUUCAAUUCACUCCAAUUAGUCAUAUAGAUAUCAGGCCAGUAGAGUGUGAUCUAGAUAAUGAUUGUCAGAACGAUAUGUUUAGCCUUGAAUCUGUUAAAGUUGAGGAAGAGAAUUUCGAAAAUGAGAAUUUCAGAUUUGAAGAAAAUGUGAAUCAUGAAAUAGGUAAGAUAUACACAUUUUGUGAUUUAAUAAAAUAAGCUACAAGUUACCUAAUGGCAAGUGGUUACUGUAGCCCAUGGACACAAAAUAAUAUUAUAGUGGCAUAUAUACAAAUUUACUCGACAAGGCGCCUUUAACGCGAAUGUUACGCGUUCUUAAUAGAAAGGCUGAAGACAAUGAUUUAUUCUGUUGCACCUUGAGUGAAUUCACUAGGGUAAGAUUGUUUACAAUUUGUAACAGUUAAUGACCUCAUUUUGCAUGAGAAGAACUACACUGUCGCAUUAGGUUAUUCCUGUCAUGAUAGUUGUUAGUUUAAAUAAAAACUAUCGGUAAAUCCAAUUAUGCAUGCCCUAAGCGCAUUAAAAAAAUUACGUAUGACAUGAUUAUAACGGAAUUUUUUUAAAGUAGCUUAAAUACACACAAGUAUGCUUAACGUAAUUACCAAGACAUAUUUUUCCCAAGGUUACUACUAAUACGAGGUUAAAAUUAAUAGCUAUCUUACAAAUUAUUACAGCACUGAUCUUAAAUCAUUCAAACUGUAUACACAGAUAUUUUCAUGGUCAUAUAUGCCCAUACAUACAUGCUAAAUCCCAAAACAAGAAUUUAAUCGUAAAAUCUUUAAAAAAAUAUUUCUUAAUAACCAAGCGCAGCGCGAGGAGCUCAGGCCCCCUCCGCUGUCGACAUGCUUCGAUAAGCUAUCUUUCUCACACUUAUGGCUACGCAUAAGAAGACUUUUUUGUCGUAUUCAUUUGUAAAUUUUAUUCACGUCUGGGAGUUGUUUAAAACCGCUAAAUUCGUUUGGCAUUUUGCAAAUAUUAUUAAAAAUGACUCAAUAAAAAAAUUUAUUAUAACUAAACUAAAUACAAUUAUUCUGCUAACAGAUUAAAAAAUAGAUAGAGUUAAACAAUUAAUAUUUUCAAAACCGUAGAGCCAUGCUGCAGCUAUAUUAGUAUUUAGUAGUAUAAUUGUAGCACGCAUGGGUCGGCUUAACAGGGGAAGGACCACGCUCUCACAGAAUACCAGCGUAAAAUGGCAGCUUGACGCUGCUGUGUUUCGGAUGGUGAGUGUAGAGAACCGGAGACCCAUUUUACUGGAAUAAAGGCAUUCCAUCUUAGUCCUCACGGGUGACAACGCAUCUGCAUUUUGAUUCUUCAUUGAGGAUAAAUGUAGAUGUCUAUGAGUCACAGCAACCACUUACCAUCAGGCUGGCUGUGUGCUCGUUUGUUAUUCUAUCUUAUAAAAAAAUGCGGACUUAAUAAAUCUACACCAUAAGACACUAAAACCACUUUUUUAUGUAAAAAUAGCAAUAAAUCGAUUUAAAAAAAAAUUAAUAAGUCCAACAAUCAUUUAUCUUUCUGACAAUGUGGUUUUUAUAUCAUUUAUAUGUUCAAUAUAAUUGUUAGAUGCGAUUUUAUGCGACAAAACAUUGGAAUCUUGAUUUUUAGGCGCUAGUAGAACAUACCUACGCGUUUUGCGCUAGACAUGAUUGUCAAUGUAAAAUAAUGAGCUUCUUCAGACAUUUUUUUUACUUAUGCAUUAAUAUAUUUUAAAAAUAUUUUGAUCCUGUAUAAAUGCAGCCAGUAUGUAUGUCACUAAGAUGGAUUAAUUUCAUAGGAAUUAAUGAUAUACUUACAACUGGUAAGCAACCUGUCUUUGCCAAUUUCUUUAGGAAUGCCACAAAGCACGGGCCUUAGCCACCUGCAUCCAUCGACUUCCUGCAUGUCUUACCAGGUUGUCACUCCAUCUAGUGGGGGCCGCCCUACACUACGUCUACCAGUACGAGGUUGCCACUCGAGAACCUCUCUUCCCCAUCGAUUGUCAGUUCUGCGGCCCAUUGCCACUUCAGCUUCUUACACUUAGCUUAUGAAACAUGCAGUAUGGUAAUGAAAGUGGGUGGCUCAGGCCCAUAAGCUUUGUGGUGGACUGUAAUGAUCUAGUCGCUUGAAAAAAAUAUCAGUAAUUAUUUUAUAUAUUGAGUCAGAAUCUGUUUCAUUCUAGAGAGUGCUGAAAAACAAGAAGAUUUGGAGAUUGAUGCUUUUGAAGAUAGACAUACGGAUUUGGAUGACGACUUGCCGCUAAUUGCAUUUGGUUCAAAGAGUAAAAAAGAUGACGAUGACAUAGAAUCUUCUGAGAAGAAGAUUAAAUCAAAUUCUACUGCUUGUAACAUAAACGAUGUUCGUGAAGAAGACCUCGAUUUUGAAGGCCCUACUAUUAAAUCAAACCCUAAAAUGAAAAAAGAUAAUCAACCAAUUAAUAAAAAAGAAAAGCAUCCUGC
Molecule: messenger RNA, 3937 nt
Organism: Parnassius mnemosyne (clouded apollo)
Lineage: Eukaryota; Metazoa; Arthropoda; Insecta; Lepidoptera; Papilionidae
Source: the annotation of a GenBank genome assembly